Molecule: messenger RNA, 1511 nt
Organism: Elephantulus edwardii (Cape elephant shrew)
Lineage: Eukaryota; Metazoa; Chordata; Mammalia; Macroscelidea; Macroscelididae
Product: histone-lysine N-methyltransferase SUV39H1-like
Exons: 6
Coding region: 51-1289 (412 amino acids)
Cellular component (GO): nucleus
Molecular function (GO): protein binding; zinc ion binding; histone H3K9 methyltransferase activity
Source: RefSeq, a predicted model, not a curated record
CUCUUCUCGCGAGGCCGGAUAGGCCCGAAUGUAGUUAGCCGUGGGGAAAGAUGGCGGAAAAUUUAAAAGGCUGCAGCGUGUGUUGCAAGUCUUCUCGGAAUCAGCUACAGGAUCUAUGUCGCCUGGCCAAGCUCUCCUGUCCUUCCCUUGGUGUUUCCAAAAGGAACCUCUAUGAUUUUGAAGUCGAGUACCUGUGUGAUUACAAAAAGAUUCGGGAACAAGAAUAUUACCUGGUAAAGUGGCGUGGAUACCCAGACUCAGAGAGCACCUGGGAGCCACGGCAGAAUCUGAAGUGUGUCCGCAUUCUCAAGCAGUUUCAUAAGGACUUGGAAAGAGAGAUGCUCCGUCGACAUAACCGGUCAAAGCCACCUCGGCAUUUGGAUCCAAGCUUGGCCAACUACUUGGUCCAGAAGGCUAAGCAAAGGCGAGCACUAAGGCGGUGGGAGCAGGAGCUCAAUGCCAAGCGUAGCCACCUGGGACGCAUCACUGUGGAAAAUGAGGUGGACCUGGAUGGGCCUCCAAGAGCCUUUGUCUAUAUCAAUGAGUAUCGUGUUGGUGAAGGCAUCACACUUAACCAGGUGGCUGUGGGCUGUGAGUGCCAGGACUGUUUAUGGGCUCCUGUUGGAGGGUGCUGCGCAGGAGCAUCACUGCACAAGUUUGCCUACAAUGACCAGGGCCAAGUGCGGCUGCGAGCAGGGCUACCUAUCUAUGAGUGUAACUCACGCUGCCGCUGUGGCUAUGACUGCCCCAAUCGAGUGGUGCAGAAGGGCAUUCGCUAUGACCUCUGCAUCUUCCGCACAGAUGAUGGACGUGGCUGGGGUGUCCGCACACUGGAGAAGAUCCGUAAGAACAGCUUCGUCAUGGAGUAUGUGGGAGAGAUCAUUACCUCAGAGGAGGCUGAGCGGCGGGGCCAAAUCUACGACCGCCAGGGUGCCACCUACCUCUUCGACUUGGACUACGUGGAGGAUGUGUAUACAGUGGAUGCUGCCUACUAUGGCAACAUCUCCCACUUUGUCAACCACAGUUGUGAUCCCAACCUGCAGGUGUACAAUGUCUUCAUAGACAACCUGGAUGAACGACUGCCGCGCAUUGCUUUCUUUGCCACAAGGACCAUCUGGGCAGGCGAGGAGCUCACCUUUGAUUAUAACAUGCAAGUGGACCCUGUGGACAUGGAAAGCACUCGAAUGGACUCCAACUUUGGCCUGGCUGUACUCCCUGGUUCCCCUAAGAAGCGAGUCCGUAUUGAAUGCAAAUGUGGGACUGAAUCCUGCCGCAAAUACCUCUUCUAGCUCUUCGAAAUCUGAGACCAGACUGACUGUAAGGGCCUGAUGCCGCAUUCCUACCCAUCCACUACUGCCCUCCUGUCAGAAGAAUGACUGUCAGAACAUCCUACCUGCCACUCUCUGCCCCCACAUGUUCUGUGGUCAGGGCUUUAGGGCUGCGGUGAGGACUGACUUGAGGAGUCCCCUCUCCCUGUCUCAGCCCCAUCUGUGGCUGCACUUACAAACCCC